UCGUUCAGAUUUCGAGGCGUGGGGAAAUCGUUCGAUGAGUGUUCGUUCUUAGUUACCUAGAUGUUUCGUGAUCACGCUUCUCCACGACCGGUGCCACCAUCUUGUUUGUUUCAUCAAUAAAGAGAGUUUAAGACUUAAACGGCGAUUAAACAUUUUUUUAGAGUGCUUUUUGUUUGUACCUCUUCUUGCAGAAUAAACAGUUCAAUCAAGUCUGUGAACAUGUCCCACGGCGGUAGAAAUGAAUGUAGAAUUUACGUGGGCAAUUUGCCGCCCGAUAUAAGAACGAAAGACAUCCAAGACCUUUUCUACAAGUUUGGUAAAGUUGUUUUCGUUGAUUUAAAAAAUCGCAGAGGACCACCGUUCGCUUUCGUCGAAUUCGACGACCCGAGAGAUGCUGAGGACGCAGUAUAUGCAAGGGACGGAUAUGAUUAUGACGGUUAUAGACUACGUGUUGAGUUUCCUAGAGGUGGUGGGCCUAGCAAUAAUUUCCGUGGUGGUCGUGGUGCAGGAGAUAGUGGAAGAGGUGGCAGAGGUGAAAUGAGUAAUUCUAGAGGACGUGGCCCACCUGCUAGAAGAUCCCAGCACAGAGUUCUUGUCACUGGCUUACCUCCUUCUGGAAGUUGGCAAGAUCUGAAAGAUCAUAUGCGCGAAGCUGGUGAUGUAUGCUUUGCUGAUGUGUAUAAAGAUGGUACAGGAGUUGUUGAAUUCCUACGAUACGAGGAUAUGAAGUAUGCCGUGAAGAAAUUAGAUGAUUCUCGAUUUAGGUCCCAUGAGGGUGAAGUAGCCUAUAUUCGGGUUAAAGAAGACCAUAACAGUGGUGACAGGGGACGCAGCGAAGACAGGGAGAAGGGCCGAAGUCAUUCACGGAGUUAUAGUCCACGACGUCGUGGAUCGCCCACCUAUUCACCAUUACGACGUAAUUACUCGCGAUCAAGAUCUCGUUCCAGAUCUCGUUCAUACGACUAGUGUGUACGUAUAUGUUUCACAUGGUAAUAUAAGUAAAAGGCUUAUCAAUAUUUGCUUUACCAUGUUUCAUUAUUACUGAUUUUUACAUUCACUUAUAGACACCUUCCAAUCCAAAAAUUGAACGAAUUUUGUACAAAUUAUCAAAUUAUUUACAUGUUGCUUGAAUUUAAUAAUUGUAUUGUAUCUAAUGUACAGUUAGAGCACGGUUCGUUUUUUAUACUGUUCUUCAACAAUUCCAUCUUAAACAUACGUAAAUUACACAUACCGAUGAUAUAAGUUAUCUUUCUAUUUAAAAACCUUAUUUCUCGAACUCGUGAUAGCAUUUGAAUUUUUAAACAGUAAACAUUGGCAUUGAAUUUUAUCUUAAUUUUUUUGCCUUGACCACAAGGAAUCGUGCUCAUAUUAACUGGCUAUUAUUGUUGAAGAUAAUAAUGAUUAGAGUUAUAUUUUAUGUUUAGAAAUACAUUCCUUUAUAUUUUGCAGUUCAUUUUGACACUACAACUAUAAUUAAAGUGUAUAACAAUUUUGAAGUAUUAGAAACGAUCUAAAGAAAAGGAGUGACUAACAUUACUUAAACAAUUUAAUUACACGUUUGCAUUAAUGAGUAAUUGUAUUGUUGAUAUUAUCUAUGAUAUUAUCAUAGUGCAAUACUUUACUCAAUCCAGUCUUUGACUUUUCACGUUUAUUUAUUCACAUUUGCAGUGAUGAGAACAGCACAUUUUAAACCAUAUUUUAUAUUUUCUCAACUUCUAAUAUGGCGUACUUAUCACGCCGUAAGGCUAAUAUUUUUUUAUUAGCAACGAUUAGAAAUUUCGAGUUAGAGAAACAAUCGAUUCGUCUUUUUACACCACAUAUUUAUUGCUCUAAACAGUUUUGUAUAUUUGAACUGUAAAAUAGUAAUUUAACAAAUUUUUUUGCUGUGCGAAUUGCAAGUGGUUCUUUCGAAUAACGUAUUCACGUACGAGCAUGAAUAAUGAAUACAUCAAAGUUGUUUACACGGUUUAUCGUCGUUUAAGUUAUCACACAAAUUUAAGUAUACUCGUUUGAGCUAUAUAGUGAUGACAAUACAAAAACUAUAUGUGCUGAAAAACUACACUUGAUACCUAGAUAAUGUAAUACAUCGAUACCCAUCAGCGGGAUAUAUUUGAUAAACAUAGGUGAAGGAUUUAUUCUUUACUAAUAGAUUAACGUUCAUACGAUUUUCCAUACGAUAUGCUUUGAAAAGAAUCAAGUACUGAUAAUAACUGUCAUUUAUCUUGCACUGAUAUUGAUUGCUCGAUAUAACAACAGCUUAAACUGCAUCUUUCAUAUUUGAGUGUCCUUUAACGACGAUUAUCGGACCAUUUAGUUUGGUAGGAUAUUAUCGUGUGCUAUGUAUCACUUCAAAAUGAAAGAAAACCAAGAAAAAAAGAUGCUACUCUUGAAACUAUUAUUAAGAAUAUGAUAACAUGCCUGUUUGCAAUUAGUUGAAUAUUUCUGUGAAUUAUUCAAGUAAAGCUUAAGUGACAAACGAAUUAUCUUGAGGAAUGUAUUGUCACAGAUCGAGGAAAUUAAGAAUGGCACUGUGUUGCACAUUUCUCAUAUUUUUUUCUGUUUAAAAAUUGAAUAAUUGAUUAGAAGGAGUAUCCUUCAGAAUAUUCUUACGUAUUGCAAAUUGAUCCUGUGAUAUUUCUCUUAUCUUUACUUAUGCACAUGCAUCCAAUAGAAAUGGAAAUGGUUCUAAAUUUAAAUUAAGCAGAUACAAAAUGUUUUUUCUCUGUAGUAUUUGCUCAAUUUAUAAAACGUAAUAUUUGAACUAAAAUUAAAUCACAAGGAUUACAUUUGCAGUGAUAAAUUUUAUAUACAUAUAUAAACAUUAAUGAAUAUAUUGUAUAAGGGACUAAUGUAUUUUUUCUUCUUUUGUAUAUUGGAUUGGAUUGUAACACAAUGAAUGAAAAACUGAAAUCGACACGAUCUUGCUUCUUGGAUGGAUAUAAUACACAAUUCGCUUGACGGUGGGAUGAGAUGGAAUGCGUUUUGGAUGGAUUUAUGUAUGGAGCAUAUAUUGUAAAAAAGGAUUAAGAGGCAUUAAGGAUACUUUCAAGAGGAAAUUCAGGAUCAGGAAUUCAGGAAAGGAAUUGGAUGAAAAAACACAAUCCGUUUCAUUCAAGGAUUCUCAAUUAGCUGGAUUUUCAUCAGAAAGCGUUGGCACGUCCAUUACAAGGAUUAAAAUAUUUUCUCGAAUUUGAAUCGUUAAACGAACAUAAAAAAAUAGCAGUGCUUUUCCGUUGACCAAGAAGGCUAAAAAGUACGAAACGACUUCGACACAUCACGUAUUCGUAGACAUAUUUUUUAAUCCAGUGUUCGAUUUACGCGAUUCGAUAAAAGAAAGUGAUUCUCGCGAUUUAAUUUUUUUUGCAAUGAUUUAAAGAACAAACUGGUAAUGGAAUGUCAACAAAUUAUACAUGAAAGUACUCGUAGUUUCGUAUGUCAGAUAUUCGUAAGUUCGAGAAUUAAUUUUAUCGUUACGUGAAAAUGAUAACGUUGAUUCUCGUUGUCAAAAGAAGGGAUACUCCAUUCAUCGGAACGAUCAUACGUCUCAUCCGUCGGCGCCGAGUAAUCGCGGAAAAAAGUAUAAACGGAACGGAAAGGAUACCGAGAACCUGGAGGAUGUCAGCUUGUUGAAAAAAAACUCUUCGUCGUUUCUCGUUCGGCUCGCGCCAUUAGGAUAGGCGAAUACUUAGCAUUCCUCAGGAUCGUGGAAAACUGAACAAGUGGCCUUCCGACGGAGAACUAUCGCGUCAUAAAAAUAGUGUGCUUCCGAUUCCCCAUUCGAAAGAUCAUCCGGUCGCUCUCCUCUCGGUCGUCUCAAUCUUCGAUCCGUGUGCAUACAUCGAAACGUGUGCCGUAAUUUGAACUCCGUUCUCCCGGGACUCUGGCGCGCGCAAGAGGAUGUACGUUCGGGGUAAAUAAGACGAAUCCUUCAUCUUGUAACGAGGACCCGACUCUCCCUAGUUGUAGAGGAUCUCCCAGAAUGAAAAAAAAUAAAAUGGAAGGAUUCGGCGGAUGUAUGUCGGAUUAGGAUGCUGACAGGAUAAAAAUUAGUGUUCAUGAUGGAUGGUUUGGAUAACGGAUAAGAAUUGGCUGGACGGAUUCUGUAAAUAAGCGGAUCAUAAUAAUUGGAUCUUGGAACGCCGUGUUCAUCACGUGUGGACGGAUUUGGAUUUUUAUAAAAGAAAGCAGAGCUCGUCGCUCCUGCGCUCGUUCAUGCAUCAAAAUAGGUUUCAUGGAUAUAUCGUCUAGGUCGGAUACGGAAUUUGGAUCAAUACAGGAGUAAAAUAAAAAUAGUCGGAUAUCAUUUUUCGGAUAACACGGAUGAAAUAAUUGAAAACGGAUGAUGCGGUAUUCACACACUCGCUGUAAGGUAUUUGUUCAAGUUUUAAUAUGAUUCUGAUCGUACCUCCGAUAUACACAUUUUUUGCAUGCUUUGCUCUGAAAAAAUCAUCAGAGAAGGAUCCACCUUUUGAUUUUUUUUCUCACCUGUCCAUCUUUUUGCGAGACUAACUUUAAACGAGUAACAGAUAGAAUUAUAUGCGUCUGUUCGACAAGUUUAGUGUGGUUUUACAUUAAUUAUCUAUCAGCCUUACGUCCAGUUUAUUUACACCUACACAGACUUUUUUAAAACUCCUCACGAAUUCUGUGGCAGAGUGAUAGCCUCUUUCCCAAUGGUUGUAUUAAUCCUUCCUCAAUAAGUAGUGACCCGACCAUCCCUUUUGACUAGAGAUCGUCGUAUCGCGUUUGUCAAUCCUUGACGAUGAAAAGAAGUUUAUUGAACUACUAGAUCGUUGCAGGAAGGAAUAAUAAAAAAAGUUUGAUUAUUUUAUCACUCAUAUAUUCUUGGAUACAAUCCUGAAUUCCUCUCCUCGACUAAUAUCCAUUGUUUAAAGAACUAGUAUCUUUAUUACGAUUACAUAACUAAUAUCGAACGAUUGUAUAUUUUUCAUGUAUUCAAGAAUUCAACAAGGAAGUACAGUGUGCAUAUGUGGAUUCAUCUUUCGCGAAUCUUUCAUUUCUUUUUUCUUUCGUAAUAAAACCCGUUGAAUAAUUUGACAGUAAUUAGAAUUUUUUUAUUAAGAAUAUUUAUAAGAUUUUCAUUAAAAUGUAAUAAAACGUCGACUCGAUGAAGACUCGUUGUCACGGAGGUAACGGGAGUUGGAAUUCGGGUGAGUAGAAGGAAAUCUGUAAUACUAUUAAUCUGUUAUCAGCUCUGCUCGGAUGAUCAAGAGAAGACUCUGGAUGCUAUUGGAUUUAUGAAGUAUACCUUUCUUUUUUGUGAGAUCAGUUCUAAUAAAAUAUAGUUACUUCGA
This is a messenger RNA of Ceratina calcarata, 5312 nucleotides long. It is a transcript of the gene SF2, whose product is annotated as splicing factor 2. Gene Ontology annotation, molecular function: mRNA binding. Gene Ontology annotation, cellular component: cytoplasm; nucleus. The transcript has 3 exons. The record is from RefSeq and is a predicted model, not a curated record. Bases 220 to 966 code for a protein of 248 amino acids. Lineage: Eukaryota; Metazoa; Arthropoda; Insecta; Hymenoptera; Apidae.